Messenger RNA from Durotheca rogersii, 1840 nucleotides. RefSeq names its product Pkinase-domain-containing protein. The transcript is spliced from 5 exons. Bases 201 to 1640 code for a protein of 479 amino acids. Gene Ontology annotation, cellular component: cAMP-dependent protein kinase complex; nucleus. Gene Ontology annotation, molecular function: cAMP-dependent protein kinase activity; ATP binding. NCBI's taxonomy places the organism in Eukaryota, Fungi, Ascomycota, Sordariomycetes, Xylariales, Xylariaceae. Gene Ontology annotation, biological process: peptidyl-serine phosphorylation. The record is from RefSeq and is a predicted model, not a curated record.
CCUCCUCCUUCUCCGCAUCUUCUAUCCAGUAUUAACUACCUGUUGACGCGCCAUCCGAGUCAGUCUUGCGUGCGGAAGCUCGAAUCACACCUACCUACCUACAUACCUACCUGCUCGCGCCAACGUCGACAACAUCGACCUACCUCUAUCAGCCCAUCGCGGGGAUUUAGGCCCCCCAUAUUCCACACGCGAUAUAUCAUAUGCCGAGUCUAGGAUUCCUCAAGAAAAAACGGACGAAGGAGGAGAAAUCCGAUCGUUCCUCCUCCAGCCAGCCCACAAGUCCAGUCACGCCCAUCACGCCGGUCACUCCCACGUCCUUGAGGACCUUCGGCUCGAAAACCUCCCUCAUCACCGCUGCGACGCGCAGUUCGGUCGCCAGAAGCACCGCUUCCCAAUCGCAACCCACAAACCCACCCACCCAGGAGGUACCAGCUUCAGCUGGUGGAGGGUCGCAAAUGAAUACCCCGGCGACCCACCAAGCUGCUCCGUACGGGCUCCAGCCUCCCCCGAACCCCGCCCCGUCGGGGACCCCACAGAACGUUCCGAGCAUCAACAACCUGAUCAACCUACCGCAGAACGACGGCAACCAUCACGAGGCAGCUUCGCCGCAGCCGCCGCCGCCGCAACCGCAGUCGCAACCGCAGUCGCAAUCACAACCCUCGGAGGCUAGAGUGACGAAAGGCAAAUACUCCCUCGGCGACUUCGAUCUCCUCCGGACGCUCGGUACGGGCAGUUUUGGCCGCGUGCACUUGGUGCAGUCGAAACACAACCAGAGGUUUUACGCCAUCAAAGUGCUGAAGAAGGCCCAGGUGGUGAAGAUGAAGCAGGUUGAACAUACCAACGACGAGCGGCGGAUGCUCGGCGAAGUCAAACAUCCUUUUCUCAUAACGCUGUGGGGGACUUUCCAGGACCCGAGGAAUCUCUACAUGGUCAUGGAUUUUGUCGAGGGCGGCGAGUUAUUCUCUCUGUUGAGGAAGUCGGGUCGAUUCCCGAACCCGGUGGCGAAAUUCUACGCCGCCGAAGUCACCCUCGCCCUCGAAUAUCUGCAUUUAAGAAACAUCAUCUAUCGGGAUCUGAAGCCCGAGAACCUGCUUCUGGACCGCCACGGGCACCUUAAGAUAACGGAUUUCGGUUUCGCAAAAAGGGUCCCGGAUAAGACGUGGACGUUAUGUGGGACCCCGGACUACCUCGCCCCCGAGGUCGUUUCGAAUAAGGGUUACAAUAAAUCGGUUGACUGGUGGUCGCUGGGCAUCCUGAUCUACGAGAUGCUCUGCGGAUAUACGCCAUUCUGGGACAGCGGUUCGCCGAUGAAAAUCUACGAAAAUAUCCUGCGGGGUAAGGUCAAGUAUCCGCCAUACGUUCACCCCGACGCACAGGACCUCCUCGAGCGCCUCAUAACGCCCGAUCUGACGAAGCGAUUGGGUAACCUGUACGGCGGGUCACAGGAUGUGAAGAAUCACCCGUGGUUCUCGGAGGUCACCUGGGAUCGAUUAUCGAGGAAAGAUAUCGACGCUCCGUACACGCCACCGGUCAAGGCCGGCGCCGGCGACGCAAGCCAGUUCGACAGAUAUCCCGAGGAAACGGAGAAAUACGGCCAGACCGGGAACGACGAAUACGGGUACCUAUUCCCCGACUUCUAAUGUGACGACGAUGAUAUGGGAGCUGCGCGCAACUGCGUGCGAAAGGGACGUGUGCGAGUACUCUUAGAUCCGGGUACCACCGAUUCGUCGAGGCCAACCCUGGGCGGAAAAGCAGCCGGGAAGUUUUUGGUCUGUCGAAUCUCGGGAAAGAAACGAAGUUACGGAUCGCGGGCCGCUUGCGAAGAGGGGGGGAGAAGACA